Caenorhabditis elegans is the source of this 724-nucleotide messenger RNA. NCBI's taxonomy places the organism in Eukaryota, Metazoa, Nematoda, Chromadorea, Rhabditida, Rhabditidae. The record is from the annotation of a RefSeq genome assembly.
GUUGUCCCAAUCUCCAUAAUUUCAAUGUUUGAAAAUCGUUACUUCGUAUUAUUUGUGAACAAAAGUUUUUAGAGAUAUUUGCGAUACCCAUUUCUAAUAGCAAACUAUUCACUUGUACUCACCUAUUGUUUCCUCGUCUAUUCAGAAAUUCCGAAUCAAGAUAUUGCGAGAAAAAAGAUUUUUGAAAAUUAUCCUCGAUUCUAUAAAUUUGGUCUUCCAGAAUCGUCUUUUUUUGUUAUUAAGGACAAUGAAAGCUCUUGGCAAAAAUUACGACGGAGCGCAGUAAUGAGUUUUAUUUUGUUAGAGAUUAUAACUCUUGGAGUUUGUUAACAGUGAGACUCAACAAAUCUAGGAAGAAAAUUGGGUCUUCAACAUCCAACAAAACACUUCAAAUGCAAAAAAAGUUUAUAAAGGCAUUAAACUUGCAGGUAGCCAAAGUUCACUUUUUUUGACCCCAACUUCCAAAGAUUCCCAGAUUGCUAUCCCGGUUAUUGUCAUUUUCCUUCCACUUAUUAUUGGCAUUACACUUGGAGCAUUGUCUAUUGAAAGCACGCAAGCUGUCAGUAACUUGCUCAAUUUUAGUCUUGCUCUCCAUGGAGUUCUGUCGACGAUCCUCAUGCUUUAUCUACAGAAACCUUAUCGAGAAGCGUUUCUGACACUUUUUUGUGGACUAACACCUGCGAAACCCAAAAUUUUCACUGCUGCUGGAAACGUUAGCAUGACA